AUGCAAGAAGAAACUGGUUUCCUAAAAAAAUUACGUGCUUGUGUUUGGCAUCUUGAAAUUGAAUCUGCUGAGUUUAAAGAAAGGUGGAACAAGGUGAUGGUUGAAUACCACUUGGAAGAACAUGAGUGGUUAGGUUAUAUGUAUAAGAUAAGGAACAAGAUGAUUCCAGCGUACUUCAGAGAUGUGUUCCUUGGAGGAAUAAUGCCUGCAAUUGAUGCCCAGAGACACACUCAAGGUCAGAAUGAUAACGAUUCAAAGCACAAAUAUCUUGAGUGCAAAACACCACUAGGGAUAGAAAAGCAUGCCUCACAUUUAUAUACUAACUCUUUCUUUUAUGAAUUUCAAUAUGAGGUUGAAAUUGCUUGUUUUUCUUGUGGUGUUGAUGAAUUGAAGAAAGAAAAUGGAUUGGAAGUUGCAAAAGUAAGUGAAGGAAAUCGGAUUAGAACAUUUGAUGUUGUGUUUAAUCCAACUAACUAUGAAACCACAUGUUCUUGCAAGCUAUUUUAUAGACAAGGAAUUCCGUGUAGACAUAUCAUUUGGGUUUGGAAAGCAAAAAGGUUUGAAACCAUUCCUGAGCAUUAUAUGCUACACAGAUGGACUACUAUGGCACUGAAAAAACCAAUUUUUGACUUAGGUGGAAACCUGUUGGAGCAAUAUAUUCAAGUUCUUAUGAUAAAUCUUCAAGGAAUAAGAAAGGAUUUGGAGGCUAAGAGGAUUGCAAGGAAUAAUGAAACAAAAGGAAGUGCAAACAACAAAGGACAAGACAUUGAGCUAUUGAUCGGAGCUAGUGUGCCAACUAAAAUAAAUGUCAGACCUCCACAAAUUUCAAAGAAUAAAGGGAUUGGAGUUCAUGUAUCGCAUGUAGAGACUUCAAAAGAGAAAGGGGCUGAGAUUGAUGUGUCAAAUGUUGAAACAAGAGGUAGAAGUGCAAAAAGGCUGAAGAGAGAAAAAGAAAAGGCUGGUACCAGUGAUAUAAUGAGAGCAGACAUGAAUAAGGAAUCUGGUAAUAACAUGACAGGCAUGAAUGAGGAUAUUGAUGAUGAAGAAGAAGUGGCAGAAGACAUACCAGAUUUUUAA
This is a messenger RNA of Amaranthus tricolor (Joseph's coat), 1077 nucleotides long. RefSeq names its product protein FAR1-RELATED SEQUENCE 9-like. The record is from RefSeq and is a predicted model, not a curated record. Lineage: Eukaryota; Viridiplantae; Streptophyta; Magnoliopsida; Caryophyllales; Amaranthaceae. The coding region runs from base 1 to 1077 and encodes 358 amino acids. Gene Ontology annotation, biological process: regulation of DNA-templated transcription. The transcript is spliced from 4 exons. Gene Ontology annotation, molecular function: zinc ion binding.